Messenger RNA from Osmia lignaria (orchard mason bee), 1672 nucleotides. The record is from RefSeq and is a predicted model, not a curated record. Lineage: Eukaryota; Metazoa; Arthropoda; Insecta; Hymenoptera; Megachilidae.
UCUAGUUCAAUUCACUUGUUUUCAAAGUUAUCUAGAAAAUGUCUGGUCGUGGCAAAGGUGGAAAAGCUAAGGGAAAGGCGAAGUCUCGUUCCAGUCGGGCUGGACUCCAAUUUCCUGUUGGUCGUAUUCAUAGACUUUUAAGGAAAGGAAAUUAUGCUGAACGUGUUGGUGCAGGAGCACCAGUAUAUUUGGCUGCAGUUAUGGAAUAUCUAGCAGCUGAAGUAUUGGAAUUAGCUGGUAACGCUGCUCGUGACAACAAGAAGACCAGAAUUAUCCCUCGUCAUCUUCAACUGGCCAUACGUAAUGACGAAGAACUGAAUAAAUUACUGUCUGGCGUUACUAUCGCUCAGGGUGGUGUAUUACCGAACAUUCAAGCAGUCUUAUUGCCAAAAAAAACAGACAAGAAGGCGUAACUCUACAAAGGAUUCCAGCAUACAAAUGGCCCUUUUCAGGGCCACAAAAUAUUUUAACACGCAGGAAUCUCUAACUAUUCAUCCAUUUUCUCUUUUAUUUUACAAUCUAUGAACUUAAGUAGUAUCUUACUAUUUUAACUAAUAAAAUAUCUAAGUACUCAAACUAUUUGAGAUUAGAUGAAAGUUAAGAAGUAAAGCUACACUAUUCAGAAAGUUCAACAUUCCAAACAUCUGGCCCAGUUGUUUGGAGCAGAUGUUUUACUUGAAACGAGUCCCCAUAGUCUGCGCGCUUGCGCUGUUACGAGAGAGUAAAUCCAACAGCGAAAGACAAAGGUAGUCCCGGUGGCGGUGACCCUCUCACUCGCACAUCACGGUGGUUGGCGAAAGCGUCUAGCAGGCAAAGAGGAUGGGGCCUUGCAUGUAUAUGAUGCUCUCUACUAAUUCCCAUGACAGUAAACAAGCCACUAUCCCGCAGCCAGAGUUACGAUCUAUGUAUGUGUUCGGCUUUCAGGCGGAGAAUUGCGGUAUUUCAAAGAGAUCUUCGAGCUCUGUUCUUAUUAGCAAAAUUUCUGGGCUGAGAGAAAAAAGCAUUUGUAUGCUUUGCUGUAUGUAUUUAACUUUGCUUUAAUGCAUUGUAUUUGGAAGUUGUAAGUGCAUCAGACAGCAACAGGUUUCUAAAAUCUACAGUAAUAAUGUUUGGGAAGUUCCUACUUUGAUAGUCUCUGAACGAGAAUUCAAAUGUUAAUUGUUAUUAUUGAAGUGGCUAUAGCAAAAAUGGAGAGCUUUUUAAAAAAGCAAAGAGUAUCAAGAAGAAAUUGUCAUUGUUGUGUGUUUUCCAUUUUACAUUUUAGUGUAUAUUAUAUUCUCUAUAAGUGCAGUAAUUAUAUAAAUUAGUAUAAAUAUAAAUUGUAAAAUAUUAUACUUCAUUCGGGUAAGUUAUUCGACUUUUUUUCUUAGCUUAUUGGUCUCCUGCACGUUUCCAACGUUUUGACGAUUAAUUUGGGGCACCCUGUGUAUAAUAUCAAUGUUAACUUAAUAUUCAUCGUUACUCGGGUUACUGUUCGCUCUCAUCCACCCCCUCUCUCUAACAGAUUUACAACAGUAUAAAAAUAAUACCAGCCGUAUUAUGCCGUCAAGGUGGCAAUCUUGACCACGACUGUUGUUCUCAUUCUCUUUUUUCAAUUUCAACUAUUUUUAUGGAAUCCAUAGUCUAUAUAUAUUAAGUAACUGGCCCGAACAUCUGGAUUUCUUUACUUGCU